UUUACUAAUUAGAUUAGAUUUGACAUAUACUUAUUGGAACUAUGAGAAACUAAACUGACAAAAAUAGCUAAAACAAACUCAAAGGGUUUGUGGUCGUCGGUGUUCUCUCUGUUCAAGGUUGCCAGAGACCACGACGGAGCUCAGAACUUGACUGGUUCGUGCUCCUCAUUCCCCUCCAUGCAGUGCUUUUCUUCUCUCCUCAGUACCCCACACCAGCCACUUUAGCAUCUCGGACACGCCCACUCUCUCUCAAUCUCAAUCAGUCGUUUCCAAUACUAUUGUUACUAGUAAGCUCGUUUUCAAGCCAUCUUCCUCCAUUUAUAAGAAAGUCAAAAUCCCUAAAAAAAUGGCAGACUCCACAGCCUUCACCUGUCAAACUUGUGGCAAUGUUGGCAUGGUCGAUGGUGCCGAUGGCUUCUUCUACUGUCUUCAGUGUGGUUCUCAGGCAGAGGACAUCUUUGACACCGAUGUUGGUGAUGAGGAUUUUGUCGAUAAGGGUGUUGGUGGUGGUGCUAUUUAUCUUGCUAGUCACCGGCGCCAACGCCAUAACUCCACCAUUAAUCCUGAUACCAUUUCUCAAUCACAGUCCCAAUUCAACGCCUCAAUCCACUCUCAAUUUUGGUCUUCCCUAACUUUAGAAGACAAAGAAGAGACUCCCAGUCGAGUCAAGAACAAGAGUGAGGGAGUGGAUUACAAUUACAGUUCGGGUCCCUUUAGUGACAGCAUUGGACCCACUGGCCCAGAGGAUUUUGGGUCCAUUGGGGUACUCGUUCCGAGCUUCGAGGACUACUAUAAUGAGAUAAGGAUUCGAUACAUUAUGGGUUUGCAGUUGAUGAUUGAGUUUCAGUGUGAGGCUUUGGUUAGGGAGUUUAAGGUCAGUCCUUUGAUUUGUGGGUUGGCUGGGACCAUUUGGUUGCGGUUUGUGGCUGCCACUCGGGUGUUUGAUGAUGGUUGGGUUGAUGAAGCCAUUAAUGAGUCUGAGAAUCAGCAUGAAGGAGAGCUACCUAAUGAUUUCAAGCCACGAACUAAAUAUAGUUCAGAACCCCAAAAUAUGUAUGGUCGGCGUGCUGUAAUGAUAUGGAUUAGAUCAUUGAAAAGGAAGAUACCAUUGUCUUGUACUUUAGCCAUUUCUUUUCUAGUUUGUCAUCUUGCCAGGGAGGCAGUCUUGACAACAGAUAUAGUAAAGUGGUCACUAGAAGGGAAACUUCCAUACUUUGCUGCUUUUGUUGAAAUUGAAAAAUGCAUUGGACCGCCAUCAAGGGCCUGCCCAAUAAGUUCAAGUUCCAUGUUUAGGCCUCUUGAAUCUAUUACAGCACAGAAGAUGGAACCACUUUCAGCUUCCAUUGCUAAAUCCAUAGGAUUGCGUUUACCUCCUGUGAAUUUCUAUGCCAUUGCUUCGCGCUACCUUCAGAAGUUAUCACUUCCUUCUGAAAAGAUUCUUCCUCACGCUUGCCGUAUAUACGAGUGGUCAAUGCCUCCAAAUUUAUGGUUAUCAGCUAGUGAACUGAGGCUUCCUACUCGUGUUUGUGUGAUGUCGAUACUGAUUGUUGCAAUAAGGAUUCUUUAUAAUAUUAAUGGCUUUGGCAUAUGGGAGAAGAGUUUGUCUAAAAACCAUGUUUCUUCCACAUCUGAUGGGACAGAAGAAUCAGAUCCUAAAUAUGAUCCUGGUAUGAAACAAGGCGGUGAAGAGGAUUCUGAUUCUCCUAGUUUGAAAGAUAGCAAAGACAACGAGUCCGGUCCUCGUUUUGAUGAUGUUCCUUAUAAAAUCCCUAUAAACACAUUACAUCUUCAGGAAUCUGAGUUGGAAGCUGCAGAGCUUCUGUGCAAGGUUGAAGCAUUAUAUCAUGGAAUACAUGAAAACUAUGAGUAUUCUAAAGACUUGCCAACCUAUCUCCAGCACUGCAAGGAUGUAGUUUUUGCAGGAUUAGAACCAUCAUUUGAGAAUCACGAGGAGCAAAAACUGAUAGAAGAGUUAUGGGGUUUUUAUCAGAACAAAACAGAUUCCAUAGCAGCUGAAGAAGAUCAUGAUAAAUAUAGUAGAGCCGAAAAACAAAAAAGAUUAAGACUAGAUGAAGAGCACAGUAGAACUUUCCCACCCAGAGAAAAGAAGUUCAAGGAAAACGAGCGUGUUAGUGAUCCAUCCGAUGGUGAAACUCGAAGCGAAAACCAUGGCCGGUCCAAGAGUAGUCAAAAUGACCAAACCCUGAAAGCUGAAACAGCAUCUACUCUUAAAGAAGAGUCCAUUACAGAAAUGAAACAGGACAUGGAGGAAAACAGGUUCUAUUACAUGCCGCCAAGGAAACAACUGAAAAAGUUUGGCUAUCUUCAUUACGCGAGAAAGAGGGAUGAAGGCUCGUUGACUUACGCUGUUCACGCCGACUACUACAUCUUGCUUCGUGCUUGUGCUAAGGUUGUUCAAAUUGAAACUCGGUAUAUGCAUUUUGGGGUGUUGAGCUUUGAGAAAAGGCUGGUUUGGACUGAGCACAGAAUCAACCACUGCUUGCAGUUGACUCCUCCAAAUCUCUCUUGUGAGUUCUGUACCAAUCCCAGAAAUGGAGAUGCCUCAUAUGAGUCUCUUGGACUUUCAAAUCUGAAUAUUUAGUUUAUUUUAUUGAUUUAUUUAUUCAUUUUA
This is a messenger RNA of Humulus lupulus (European hop), 2632 nucleotides long. Its product is annotated as TATA box-binding protein-associated factor RNA polymerase I subunit B. Gene Ontology annotation, cellular component: RNA polymerase I core factor complex; RNA polymerase transcription factor SL1 complex. The transcript is spliced from 6 exons. Gene Ontology annotation, biological process: nucleolar large rRNA transcription by RNA polymerase I; RNA polymerase I preinitiation complex assembly. The record is from RefSeq and is a predicted model, not a curated record. Bases 347 to 2602 code for a protein of 751 amino acids. Lineage: Eukaryota; Viridiplantae; Streptophyta; Magnoliopsida; Rosales; Cannabaceae. Gene Ontology annotation, molecular function: RNA polymerase I core promoter sequence-specific DNA binding.